UUUUUUUUUUUUAUUUUUUUUUUGUCAUCAAAACGUCAUUUAUUUUUGUAAACAAAAAAAUAAUAAUAAUAUAGGUAUUUAUUUAAUAUAAAUUUUAAUUGUUUAAUUUAAAUAAUUAUUAUAUUAUUUAUGUAUUUUUUUAUUUAUUUAAUUUUUAAUUUAUAAAUUUUAUCGUUUUUAUUUUUUGUUGACAUUUUUUUAUUUACAUGUGUGUUGACAAAAUCAAGUGUUGAUAAUAUUGUUUAUAUAUUAUUAUUAUUUUAUAAACAAGUUUUGAAUAAAUUUAUAUAAUAAUAGACUCGGAGCAAAGACCACUAGUAAAUAAAACAGUAGUCCAAGAAGGACGUGAUCAGACGUGACUCGAGGAUUCUUCAUAAUGGCUGGAAAAAAUCCAUUUGAUCAUUUGUUAAAAGCAAUUAACGUCACUGGUGAAAAUCAUCAGUUUUAUGAUGUUGGUUCCUUUGGUGAAAAAUAUGAUCGAUUGCCUUUUUCAAUAAAAGUAUUACUGGAAAGUGCUGUGAGAAAUUGUGAUGAAUUUCAAGUUAAAAAAAGUGAUGUUGAAAAGGUACUUGAUUGGGAAAAAUAUCAGGCAAAUGAUGAUGGUGUUGAAGUUGCAUUUAAACCAGCACGUGUUAUUUUACAAGAUUUAACUGGUGUACCAGCUGUUGUUGAUUUUGCUGCAAUGAGAAAUUCAGUUAAAAAACUUGGUGGUGAUCCAGAAAAAAUUAAUCCAAUAUGUCCUUCUGAUCUUGUUAUCGAUCAUUCAAUACAGGUGGACUUUGUACGAAGUGACAAUGCUUUGAAGAAAAAUGAAGACCUUGAGUUUGAAAGAAAUAAAGAACGAUUUUUAUUUUUAAAAUGGGGAGCACAAGCAUUAAAAAAUAUGCUUAUUGUACCACCAGGAAGUGGAAUUGUUCAUCAAGUUAAUUUAGAAUAUUUAGCAAGAGUUGUUUUUGAUAAAGAUACAUUAUUAUAUCCAGACAGUGUUGUUGGAACUGAUUCACACACAACAAUGAUCAAUGGUUUGGGUAUACUUGGAUGGGGUGUUGGUGGAAUUGAAGCUGAAGCUGUUAUGCUUGGUCAAGCUGUAUCAAUGCUUUUGCCAAAAGUUAUCGGUUAUAAACUUGUUGGAUCUUUAAAUCAAUAUGUUACAUCAACUGAUCUUGUUUUAACAAUAACUAAAAAUCUACGACAACUUGGUGUUGUUGGUAAAUUUGUUGAAUUUUAUGGACCAGGUGUUGCUGAAUUAAGUAUUGCUGAUCGUGCAACAAUAUCAAACAUGUGUCCAGAGUAUGGAGCAACUGUUGGUUUUUUUCCAAUUGAUAAACAAAGUUUAAAUUAUUUAAGACAAACUGGAAGAAAUGAAAAUCAUAUUGAAAGAAUUGAAAAAUAUUUAGAAGCUGUUAAAAUGCUCAGAAAUUAUAAUGAUGAAUCACAAGAUCCAAUAUUUACCGAGACAGUUACCCUGGAUUUAGGAACAGUAGUUUCAAGUGUAUCUGGCCCAAAAAGACCUCAUGAUCGUGUCUCUGUCUCAGAUAUGAAAAAUGAUUUUCUUACAAGUCUUACAAACAAGAUUGGUUUUAAAGGAUAUGGCCUACCCCAAGAAAAAACAAAAGCAGAAGGUAUUUUUCAAUUUGAGGGAAAAGAUUAUAAAUUAAACCAUGGUUCGGUUGUGAUAGCAGCCAUAACGAGCUGUACCAACACGAGUAAUCCAAGUGUAAUGCUUGGAGCAGGUUUAUUGGCAAAAAAAGCUGUUGAAGCAGGACUAACAGUUGCUCCAUAUAUAAAAACUUCAUUAUCUCCUGGAUCUGGUGUUGUAACAUACUAUCUCCGUGAGAGUGGAGUAAUACCAGCUUUGACACAACUUGGUUUUGAUGUUGUUGGAUAUGGUUGUAUGACAUGUAUUGGCAAUAGUGGUCCACUUGAGGAUUCAAUCGUAGAUGCCAUUGAAAAGAAUGAAUUGGUUUGUUGUGGUGUUUUAUCAGGCAAUCGUAAUUUUGAAGGAAGAAUUCAUCCAAAUACAAGAGCAAAUUAUCUUGCAUCACCAUUAUUAGUUAUUGCUUAUGCAAUUGCUGGCACAGUUAAUAUUGAUUUUGAAAAAGAACCAAUUGGUCGAAGAAUUGAUGGUAGAGAUGUUUUUCUCAAUGAUAUUUGGCCAACAAGAUCAGAAAUUCAAGCUGUUGAACAAAAAUAUGUUAUUCCAGCAAUGUUUAAAAGUGUUUAUGAAAAAAUUGAAAAAGGCAGUGAACGUUGGGCAAAUCUUGUUGCUCCAGAAAGUCAAUUGUAUCCUUGGGAUGUAAAUUCAACUUAUAUAAAACAUCCACCAUAUUUUGAUGGACUUGAAAAAACUUUACCAGCUUCAAGACCAAUUAAAGGAGCAAGAGUUUUACUUAAUCUUGGUGAUUCAGUUACAACUGAUCAUAUAAGUCCAGCUGGUAGUAUUGCACGUAAUUCACCAGCUGCAAGAUACUUAAGUGCACGAGGUUUAACACCAAAAGAAUUUAAUUCAUAUGGUGCACGAAGAGGUAAUGAUGCAGUUAUGGUUCGAGGAACAUUCGCAAAUAUUCGUUUGUUAAAUAAAUUUGUUGGUCGACCUGGAUCAAAGACUCUUUACAUUCCAACUAACGAGGAGAUGGAUAUAUUUGAUGCAGCUGAAAAGUACAAAAAUGAUAACACACCACUUAUUGCACUUGUUGGAAAAGAAUAUGGUUCAGGAUCAUCAAGAGAUUGGGCUGCAAAAGGACCUUAUCUACUUGGAAUUCGUGCUGUUAUUGCUGAAUCGUAUGAAAGAAUUCACAGAUCCAAUCUUGUUGGUAUGGGUAUUGCACCAUUGCAAUAUUUACCUGGUCAAAAUGCUGAUACACUUGGGCUAACUGGAUUUGAAUUAUUUGAUAUUGAAAUACCAGAUAAUUGUGCACCACAUCAACAAAUUACUGUUCAUACAAAUUCAGAUAAAAAGUUUGAUGUUGUUGUACGUUUUGAUACUGAAGUUGAUCUUACUUAUUACAAAAACGGUGGCAUUUUGAAUUAUAUGAUACGUUCAAUGAUAUAGGGAUGAAAUUAAAUUAGAAAAAUUGUUGCUUUUGGUGUUUUUUUUUUUUUUUAAUUGGUUAAGAAGGCAUUCAUUAAAAGGUUUGAGGUAAUUAAGCUGUUACACAACAAAAUAAAUUUGUCAAAAGAAUCAAAACAAAAUAAAUUACGAC
This is a messenger RNA of Aphidius gifuensis, 3203 nucleotides long. RefSeq names its product cytoplasmic aconitate hydratase-like. Bases 377 to 3052 code for a protein of 891 amino acids. Gene Ontology annotation, cellular component: cytosol; mitochondrion. Lineage: Eukaryota; Metazoa; Arthropoda; Insecta; Hymenoptera; Braconidae. Gene Ontology annotation, molecular function: aconitate hydratase activity; 4 iron, 4 sulfur cluster binding. The transcript is spliced from 13 exons. Gene Ontology annotation, biological process: tricarboxylic acid cycle; citrate metabolic process. The record is from RefSeq and is a predicted model, not a curated record.